AUGGUGAUCAAAAAUCGUCUGUUUUUGACGCAGCGAAAAAAUAUGACUUCCUCACCUUCGUCCAGUACCAGUUCCGCAUACGCUAGUACUGACGAUGUUCGUCAGUAUUACAGUAACGAUAAACGAAAUUUCGUUGGUUCGGACGAUGUCGGAACAACUCGGCUAUUGCGUUCAUAUUCACCUCAUCGUAGCAAAGCGGGAAGAUUCUUUGCGACACUGCGAAUCGACAAGUCCUACAUUAAUGCGAAAAGUAUUAUAAUAGCAGGAAUAAUAUUAGCCAUAGUAAUUCUUUCAAUAAUAACAAUCUGCAGUAUUUAUGGAGCCAGUAGGGACUUAGAAAUUCAAGAAAACGAAGAUGUACCACCCGAUCCGGAAAUACUAUUACCUCCGUCAUGGAGCAAAUUAAAAAUUUUUAAACGUGGUGCCGUUUGUGCAGAUGCUGCACAAUGUGCUAGCAUUGGCAAAUCAAUUCUAGAAAAAAAUGGCUCUGCAGUGGAUGCGACCAUAGCUACAAUGAUUUGCAAUGGUCUCGUGAAUAUGCAAAGUAUGGGUAUUGGGGGCGGAUUUUUUAUGACAAUUUACGAUAAAGCCUCCAAGCAUGCAUACACGUUAACUGCAAGAGACCGUGCUCCGUUAGCUGCAAACGCUACUAUGUACCAAGGGAAGCCCAAAGAGGCGGCAUUCACCAGUCCGUUGGCUAUCGCUGUUCCUGGGGAAUUGGCAGGAUACUGGGAAGCUCAUCAACGUUUCGGUAAAUUACCAUGGGUUGACUUAUUCAGGCCCUCCAUCGAACUGUGCGAAGAAGGAUAUAAUUUGACAAAAGUUCAACACGAUGGAUUCAGAUAUAAUGCAAAAAAUAUUUUAAAGGAUCACGUAUUAAAAGAAUUAUUUGUAGAUCCAAAGACGAACGACUUUUAUAAACCAGGUUCGAUUAUUAGGCCCAAAGUAUUUUGCAAAACUUUACGAGUAAUCGCAGAGAAGGGAGCCUCAGAAUUGUACAAUGGGACAUUGGGUAAACUUUUAGUACAAGACUUACAAGAAAGAGGGGCAAUAAUAACAAUGAAAGAUUUAAACAAUUACAGGUAUUUAUCAUUAAAGUACUUAAAAUACAAAUUAUCGACCAUUGAGCUUUUAAUUGAAAUUAUCUCUAGAGCAACAUGGGAUGAACCACUUGAGUCGAGUCUCUCCAAUGGAAUGAAACUUUUUACAGUCGAUUUACCCGCUAGUGGAGGACUUCUCACCUACAUUUUAAAUAUUUUUGAUAGAUUUAAUUUUACACCUGAUAGCUUAGCUGAUUUUAACAAAACCGCACUUACGUAUCAUCGAAUGAUAGAAACGUUUAAAUAUGCGUACGCGUUGAGAAACGAUAUGGCCGAUAAAGAAUUUGUCGACAUGGAAGAAUUAACAAAGAACCUAAUGUCGAAGACUCGCGCACAAGAAACACAAAUGAUGAUAGAUGAUUAUAAAACGUGGGAUGAUCCAGCGCAUUAUGGAGCGCGCAUGUUGAGCAGCGCGAAGGAUCAAGGAACUGCUCAUGUUUCAGUAUUAGCGCCAAAUGGGGACGCAGUCUCAGCUACUAGUAGUAUCAAUUUCUAUUUUGGAAGCGGAGUAGUUAGCGAAAGUACUGGAAUAUUAUUGAAUAAUGGGAUGAAUGAUUUUGGUAUACCGUCAGCAAUUAAUUACUUCGGUAUUCCACCUAGUCCGAACAAUAAUAUCGCUCCUGGAAAAAGGCCUUUGUCAUCUAUGGUACCUUCGAUCCUUGUCGAUGAAAAUGAUGAUGUAAGAAUGGUCGUUGGUGCUUCUGGUGGUACUAGGAUCACCACGACAGUUUCUCAGAUAAUGGCUAAGAUUAUAUGGAUGAACCAAACAGUGAAGGAAGCAGUGGAUGCUCCUAGAAUACAUCAUCAAUUGGUCCCGCCAAACGUGUCAUACGAGUAUGGUGUGCCAAAGCAAAUAAUUGAUGGGUUGAAAAAGAUUGGCCACAAGACUGCUCGUUACAGAAUUCGUGGUAGCGUAGCUUGCAUCAUUUACACUAAGAACAAUACAGUAUACGGGAAUGCGGACUUCCGGAAAGAAGGAGACGUGUAUGGAGUCGAUUAAAGUCUUCCUAAUUAAAACAAAUGAUCAUUGGUGAACCUACUAAUAUAUAGAUAUAUACAUAAAUUGCUGAACUGUUCUGGCGACUGAUCGCAAUAAGUGUUAUUCAAGUUCCCGCGGUAUUAAACUCUUCAACGUUUAAUCACCAAAAUAUAUAAAAAUCUUUUGAAAGAGAAACUUUCCGUGAUAAUGUUUGUUGUGUGAUGUUUUCUCUACGGUGAACUGUGCGAAAUUAAAGUUCUUCAAUAAAUAAUAAUAAAUAUUUUA
This is a messenger RNA of Bombus impatiens (common eastern bumble bee), 2364 nucleotides long. Its product is annotated as scoloptoxin SSD14. The record is from RefSeq and is a predicted model, not a curated record. Gene Ontology annotation, molecular function: glutathione gamma-glutamate hydrolase. Gene Ontology annotation, biological process: glutathione catabolic process. Gene Ontology annotation, cellular component: plasma membrane. NCBI's taxonomy places the organism in Eukaryota, Metazoa, Arthropoda, Insecta, Hymenoptera, Apidae.